Pundamilia nyererei is the source of this 3699-nucleotide messenger RNA. It is a transcript of the gene arhgef2a, whose product is annotated as Rho guanine nucleotide exchange factor (GEF) 2a. Gene Ontology annotation, biological process: cell morphogenesis; positive regulation of neuron differentiation; regulation of Rho protein signal transduction. The record is from RefSeq and is a predicted model, not a curated record. The transcript has 23 exons. Bases 180 to 2906 code for a protein of 908 amino acids. Gene Ontology annotation, cellular component: ruffle membrane; cytoskeleton. NCBI's taxonomy places the organism in Eukaryota, Metazoa, Chordata, Actinopteri, Cichliformes, Cichlidae. Gene Ontology annotation, molecular function: microtubule binding; guanyl-nucleotide exchange factor activity.
AGGAACAGUCACUUCACUAAAAGCAGAAACACACUGCAGUUGGCUAGUGAGGACAGACUAUUCCUUUUUCUCUUUGAUGGAGAAUUGAAUGAUUUACAGAAAACUAUACAAACUUUCAAACUGAAUAUUUUAUUUCGACUUGCUCACUGCUUUUUCAGUCGGUUUUGAGAAAGUGCGUUAUGUCCAGAGUUACCAAUCUGUCAAAACUGCGUCAGGAGAGGAUGCGGGAGAUCAACCUGCGGAAUAAAGAGCGAGAGCGCAUGAGGGAGCGAGAGAAAGCUGCAAGGGAGAGUGUGGUGCUCAAGCCCAAUGGUCACCUUUUUACAUCUCUGACAGUGUCAGGAACCACACUCUGCUCAGCAUGCAACAAGAGCAUCACUGCAAAGGAGGCUCUCUGCUGCCCUACAUGCAGUGCCACUAUCCACAACCGAUGUCGAGAUACUUUGCCAAACUGUGCCAAAAUGAAACAGAGGCAACAGAAGACGGCCCUGAUGAAGAACAAUGUUCCACUGCGUGCAAAAACUCAAGGAAUGCGAGAACGUCCAACUUCAGCUAUUUACCCCUCUGAAAGCUUCCGACAAUCUCUGCUCAGAUCACGCCGUGGCCGCUCUCACCUAUCCCUGUCCAAGAGUGUCUCCACCAACAACAUCGUAGGGUCGCUGAAUGAUGAUGCUCCCCUGGGACUACGCAGAAUUCUCUCCCAGUCAACAGACUCCCUCAGCUUCAGAAACAGAACGAUGUCGAUGGAGUCGCUCAAUGAUGACGGAGAACUGUACUACGCCUCAGUCCUGGAGGAGAUCGAGCUUGAGGGCCAGGACUUUAAGGCUGACUCGUGGAGCAUGGCUGUGGAUAGCAGUUACUUACAGACACAUCGCAAAAAUGUUAUCAAGAGGCAGGAUGUCAUCUAUGAGCUGAUCCAUACAGAGCUGCACCACAUGCAGACACUGCAGAUCAUGGAGAGGGUGUUUCGACAGGGCAUGCUGGAGGAGCUUCAGUUAGAGCCCAGCACCGUGCAUGCUAUGUUUCCCUGCCUGGACCAGCUCAUCAAGAUACAUUCCCAGUUUCUGGCACAACUUCUCCUACGGCGCAAGAACAGCCUGCAGCCUGGAUCCAACCACAAUUACACCAUUCAUCAGCUGGGGGAUAUUCUAGUAGAGCAGUUCUCAGGCCAGUCUGCAGAUGACAUGCAGAAGACUUAUGCUGAGUUCUGUAGCCGACACUUAAAGGCUGUCAAAUUAUACAAGGAGCUGCUCGCUAAAGACAAGAAGUUCCAGUUCUUCAUACGGCAGCAGGUGAGUCGAGGACCCUUGCUACGUUGCCAUGGUGUUCAAGAGUGCAUCUUAUUGGUGACUCAGCGGAUGUUCAAGUAUCCUGCACUUAUUCAGCGCAUUCUGGACAACACAACAGAUGAUGAAGAAGAAGCUUCCUCUGUGGCCCAGGCUCUGCUGAUGAUCAGAGAACUGCUUAGUUCAAUAGACCAACAGAUGGACGAUCUGGAGAAAACGCAGCGGCUUCAGGAAAUCCAUGCCAAGCUUGACCCAAGGGCUGAGGCCAUAGUACGGGAUGGAGGAAUAUUUAAAGCUGGAGAGUUACUCCGAAGGAGACUUAUCCGUGAAGGGACCCUUUUCUGGAAAACUCCAGGAUCACGACUCAAAGAUAUACAGGUCUUACUGAUGUCUGACAUCCUGGUGUUUCUGCAGGAGAAGGACCAGAGGUGCAUCUUUCCAUCUAUGGACAAGCCUCCAGUACUGUCCCUUCAGAACCUAAUAGUAAGGGACAUAGCCAAUCAGGAGCGAGGCAUGUAUCUGAUUAGUGAUUCCACCCCUCCUGAGAUGUACGAGUUUUAUGCUGCCUCCAAGGAUGACAAGAACAUCUGGAUACGCCAUGUACAGCACGCUGUCAGCAAGUGUCCAUCAAGAGAGGAGUUUCCCCUGAUAGAGUCGGAACACAAGGCUCACCUGAGGAGGCUCAAAGCUGACCUGCAGCACAAGGACCAGGAGAUGCUGGAGCUCCUGCAGGAAAGAGUGACUUUAUUCUGUGAACUGGCAGAGGUGACAAGUGGCCAGGAGAGCCUGCAGCCUCCCAUCACUCGCUACUUGUUUAGGGCUGACACACCACAAGCUCCUCGUGCUGAAAAACUAUUACUGGAUGCCACAUCUGAGGUGGACAGGCUGAGUGAACUCCUUCUGGGCUUCAGCAUGGACACCCGCCUUUUGUGCCAUCACAGCCACAUGGAGGUGGUAGACUGUAGUGACCAAGAGCUGUUGGUCAAUGGAGCCCAGCAUUUUAUUGCAGCAAAGGAAUGCACGAAGCGACAAGACAAGUCACCGCUAAUGGAGAUCUGCCAAAGGCUGGUGAAUCUCAGCGUUUAUCUUCAUGCACUCCAGGGUGCUGUUAUUAAGCAAGACUCAAUCUUGGAGCUGUUACUGCAGCAGCAGGGCACCAUGUCCCCAAGUGAAGUAUGGCGCCCUCUGUUGCGAGAUGGAGGCCAUCGGGAAGCCACUGUAUUGUCAACCAUAGGAGAACUGGCGCUUCUGCAGAGACAACACAGCCUGCUGCAGGAAGAGCUGCUGAGACUGAGGGAUGCAGAAAAUCGGUUCAAAGACAGCGAGAGGGCCCGGGCUGAGCUAGAGAGGCAGGUCCGACAAAUGAAAGCCACCAGUGGGGUUGCACCUGCUUCACAGCGGUAUGGAGAACAGGCCUCUCAGAUGUCUAAGCCUUUGUCAAUGCAGUCAGAAACAGAGAUGUCUGGAGUUUAUAACAUGCAAGCCAACCAAGAUUCUGUUCACCAGUCAAGCCUGCAGCAAGUCAUUGACCUAGAGGUAUAUGUGACGUCAGAUGAUGAUGACGAUGGGACUGCAUCUGAAAGCUCCAAAGAUCUUCACGAUAUUCCAGAGGAGAUCUGAUCCUGGCAUGUUUUCAUUCUGCUAAUGACUGUAUGAAUAUAUUUGCUCAUCUGAAGUCUUGAUAUUUUUGAUCUGCUUUGUUUUUGAGUAGUUUGUGUUGACGUGGCAGUGAGUUUUACAUUUAAUCACACGUUGCAUGAUAAACUUACAAGUAUUACAACUACUAAUGUCUUAAUGAAAUUUAUCAACACUUUACCCAAAGCUCUUGGACUUGGAAAAAACACAAAAUAUAAAAUAAAAUUAAAAAAACAACUAUAACUUAAACAUUUUACAAAAUCAAUACUAACCAUCAAACGGUCUGACAGCGACUGCAUCAUUUCACCUGCUUUUUCCAUCAGUAAGCUGUUGAUAUAUUAAAGUUUUAAAGUUCAUGCUUUAGGUGCUGGCAAAUGAUGGGCUUCGAUUGUAGAUACACUGCACUGUUUGUUCGAAUGUUGUGUUGAAAUUCUUGACGUGAUACUUCAGCCUACAGUUUGAUCCCUACUGUGACCAACAGCAAAGGGAGGAUGCAGCACAUACAUGUUCUGGUUUUUCAUGUUCUGUGUGUCAGUCUAUCUUCUGUUGCUCUGUAUUAUCUGCAGUAUUGUUCUUUCAUUAAUUACUAACCCGUGUGCCUAAUUGUUGUAGUACUUUGAUGACGACACAGUUGUAUGCAAAAAGUACUUGUCUCACAUAUUAACUACUAAGUAACUAGAUCAGUGUUGAACUUUUUCUAGCAGGUAUCUCAACUCUAAAUCAGCGCUCCCCAACCCCCGGGCCACGGACCGGUCCGUGAGUCGUUCGGUACCGGGCU